Messenger RNA from Aspergillus neoniger CBS 115656, 570 nucleotides. RefSeq names its product 60S ribosomal protein eL19. The record is from RefSeq and is a predicted model, not a curated record. The annotation marks the transcript as partial. The transcript has 3 exons. Gene Ontology annotation, molecular function: RNA binding; structural constituent of ribosome. Lineage: Eukaryota; Fungi; Ascomycota; Eurotiomycetes; Eurotiales; Aspergillaceae. Gene Ontology annotation, biological process: translation. Gene Ontology annotation, cellular component: ribosome; cytosolic large ribosomal subunit.
GUCAACCUUCGCACCCAGAAGCGCCUCGCCGCCUCCGUGGUGGGCUGCGGCAAGCGCAAGAUUUGGCUCGACCCCAAUGAGAUGAAUGAGAUCUCCAACGCCAACUCCCGCCAGACCAUCCGCAAGCUCGUCAGCGAUGGCCUCAUCAUCCGCAAGCCCGUCACCAUGCACUCCCGCUCCCGUGCCCGUGAGCUCGCCGCCGCCCGCCGCAUCGGCCGUCACCGUGGUCUCGGUAAGCGCAAGGGUACCAAGGAGGCUCGUAUGCCCAGCCAGAUCCUCUGGAUGCGCCGCAUGCGUAUUCUCCGUCGCCUGCUCGUCCGCUACCGUGCCUCCGGCAAGAUCGACAAGCACCUGUACCACGAGCUCUACCACCUGAGCAAGGGUAACACCUUCAAGCACAAGCGUUCCCUCAUCGAGCACAUCCAGAAGGCCAAGGCUGAGCGUCACCGUGAGCGCGUCCUCAAGGAGGAGAUGGAUGCUAAGCGUGCCAAGAACAAGGCUCUCCGUGAGAGACGUCUGGAGCGCAAGGAGGCCAAGCAGAACGCCCUCGUUGCUGAGGCUCAGGAGUAA